AAUUUUCCCAGACAAAAUGGAGCUAUUUGUAGGCUCGGAACAUUCAGAUAUGUACCAUAAAUUCCGACCAACAUAUCCUCCCGAAAUGUAUGAAUUCAUCUCUGAAUACAGUAAAUCAGGCACAGGAACUUUAGACACAGCAGUAGAUGUCGGAUGUGGGACUGGUAUAAGUACAAUCCCGCUCUGUAAAUACUUCCAGAAGGUGACAGGUGUUGAUGUAAGUGAGACCCAGAUAAAGACAGCCAGAAUGGUACAUAAGCAGAGUAAUGUGUCGUUCUUUAUCAGCAGGGCUGAGCAAAUGGAGUUCCUUUCUGACUGUAGCGUUGAUCUUGUCACUGUCGCUCAGACGAUGCAUUGGCUUGAAAUGGAGCCAUUCUACAAAGAAGUGAUAAGGAUACUGAAGCCUAGAGGAAGCAUAGUUAUCUAUGGAUAUGGCAAUGGGACGUUAAACAAGAGUGAGGGCAACCUUGUCAUAGAGAAAUUUUUUAAUCACGAUCUGGAAGAAUUCUGGGACUCAAGAUCAAGACAUGCAGACAAUUUUUAUCAAAAUAUGUAUCUUCCAUUCUCAGGCUGGGAAAGGAAAUCUGAUUUCUUCAUACAAAACAAAUGGUCAGCAAAUGAAGUGGUGGGUUAUCUCUCUACAUGGUCAUCAUGCCGGAAAUAUUUAAAAAAGAAUCCAAAAUCGGGACGUCUAGAUGAGAUACAGCAACAACUUAUAGAUAUAUACAAUGGGCAGAAAAUUACUAUCACCUGGCCAAUGGUUGUAUUUGUGGGAAGAAAAAACACACAGGCGGAGGAAAACAUUAAUAAUGUGUUUUAAGAUUUCACAGUUAUAAGAAAACUGAAAGAAGACUAGAACUAGAGAGGAAACAACUAGUGUUAAUCCUGUGAAUUAAGAAAUGACAUAUUUUGGUUUCAAUUCAAACAUUAAAUUUAAUUCUGGAUUGAACAUUCCAAAUGUGAUAGAUAAUGUAUGUGAAAACUUUUUGUAUAUCAUUUAUGAUAAACAUACAAUCAUGUAAAAGAUAUUUUAUUCUACAGUACUGAAUCGGACCAAUGAAAGUCCUCUUCUUGAUAUAUUUUUUUGAAUCAGUUUAUUCCCAUCUAGCCAAAAUUUUAAAUUUCUUGUUCCCUUCUAGCCAAAAUUGGGAUUUUCACACCUGGGUGGUCACCCAUUUAUAUUCUGUUUUAAGCUUAAAUACCUGUGUUGUACAAGUUGAUUAUCAAAACACCCAUCAUAAAUAUUCGUUUUAUAAGUCAAUGUUAAUCAGAGUCUUACUUAUUGUUUAAUAUGUAUUAAUUAUGUUAUUAUUGUAAACUGAUGGGCUGUACUGCCCAAAGUUGUAUUCUGAAUAAACUAUAAAAUGAAUUAA
Molecule: messenger RNA, 1373 nt
Organism: Saccostrea echinata
Lineage: Eukaryota; Metazoa; Mollusca; Bivalvia; Ostreida; Ostreidae
Product: putative methyltransferase DDB_G0268948
Exons: 5
Coding region: 17-820 (267 amino acids)
Molecular function (GO): S-adenosylmethionine-dependent methyltransferase activity
Source: RefSeq, a predicted model, not a curated record